Messenger RNA from Haliotis rufescens (red abalone), 1211 nucleotides. Its product is annotated as beta-1,3-galactosyltransferase 5-like. Bases 292 to 1110 code for a protein of 272 amino acids. Gene Ontology annotation, molecular function: hexosyltransferase activity. Gene Ontology annotation, cellular component: membrane. Lineage: Eukaryota; Metazoa; Mollusca; Gastropoda; Lepetellida; Haliotidae. The transcript has a single exon. The record is from RefSeq and is a predicted model, not a curated record.
GCCCUUCGCCUCGUGAGAAAAGAAUUGCUGCAUAUACUAGCGUUCGUCAUCACUGGAUUCGUUAUCAAUUCAGCAUUCGUGUACCGAAAUAUACACUCAGUCAGUCGAGUGGCUUACGAGGACACCCUCACGGUGAAAACAGUCGUUAUUGCGCCAGCCCAACGGGCAUACUCUAAAGGUUCACGUGUCAAUGUUCCAAUUGUCAAAGUCAAGUAUCAUACCAGCCUUGUCCCUUAUUCUGAGUUUUUUGUUCCUCGUCUGGAGAGAGUUACGCCCCUUGAUUUCGAAUUCAUGUCGGCCACAAGAGGACCCUGUAACAGCGAUCAGCCAUUUCUGAUUGUUCUCGUUCUCUCAAUGACGAAAAAUUGGAAGUUGAGGAAAGCUGUGCGUGAAACAUGGGGCAGCGUUAACAGAACAAACACGUGGGCAGGUAAACCGUUACGGAAGCCCGUUCGAGUCAUAUUUGUGAUUGGGAUGAGCAAGAAUGACGACGCACUGCUACACGAAUCCGAUGUAUACGGAGACAUAGUCCACGUGUCUGUUCAGGAGAGUUACUUCAAUCUGACAUACAAAGUGUUGAUGGGGAUACGUUGGGUUUAUCAGUUCUGCAGAGAAGUCGAAUUUGUUGCUAAAGUUGACGAGGAUACUUUCCCCGAUGUCCCCGUGUUUCUGGACAUAUUGACAUCAGGGAAUAUGACCAACACAAUAAUGGGGCCAUUCUUCACUUUCAGCAAAGUACAACGAACAGGCAAAUACGCUGUGAGUGAAGCCUCAUACCCCGCUCCUCAGUUUCCCCCGCACUGUAAGGGGAACUUUUACCUCAUGCCCGCAGAUCUGGCGUUCAGGAUUUUGAAGACGGCACAGCAUCUGCCUUACGACAACAUGGAGGACGCCCAUCUUACCGGGGUUGUUGCUUACUCCAUCGGCGGGGUUAGAUUUCGUGGCGUGACAAGGAAACAGUACAAUAUAUUUGACCCACCCAAAGUGUGUGAAUAUGUCACUGGUACAAAGAUCGUUGCACAGAAAGUUCACCCCGCGCUGGGCCAGGAGAUAUGGAAACGUUUUAAUGACGAGUCGCUCUGUUCUAAGUCACGAAAUCGAGACCAUUGAUCGACCACACGUUAUUAACUUAUUAUUAUCUCACACAUAUAUUGUGAAUAUCCGACCGAACCAAAAUAGAAUAUCAUUAUGUCUACAAAUGAUUAAUUAAU